Messenger RNA from Gregarina niphandrodes, 699 nucleotides. RefSeq lists its product as hypothetical. The record is from RefSeq and is a predicted model, not a curated record. The transcript has a single exon. The coding region runs from base 1 to 699 and encodes 232 amino acids. NCBI's taxonomy places the organism in Eukaryota, Apicomplexa, Conoidasida, Eugregarinorida, Gregarinidae.
AUGAGGGGCGAUAUUUCCAAAAGGUCAGAGAGAGCGGGGUUGACGGUGGCGCUUGCUGCGUUCUUUGACCGACACGGUGGUUUGUCUACCACGGAUGGCUGCAGCUUUUAUCGUGUGAAGGUAAAGUUGCCAGAAAAGUUGGUCCAGAAAGACCAAGAGAUGGUCGAACUGAUAGUCGCUUCCAAGUGGGAAGGGGUAGGUGGCCCUUACUUUAAUUUCUUCAAGCACCCCAACAAGCUGCAGCUCGCGGCGGAGUCAGAGCUGAAUCAAGCUAUUGAUGAUGUGGUAAUGGACCAGUUCGUAGAAUUUCUCUGUAGCAACAUAGUACAUCAUUGUAACGGCAAGAUGGAUCAGAAACUACAAUCUCGUUUGGAGGCGGAGGUAGCUGGCCCGUAUGCUUUGCAGUCAUGGGAGGCCGUCCCGGUCGGCAAGGAUCAUGUUGCCUUGGGUGAUGAUGUCUUCAUGAAGAAUAAGGUCCUUAUGGAUGAGAGCUAUAUAGAUGAUGAGGCCUUAAUGGAUGAUGAUUAUGCUGAUGAUUAUGAUUUCCUCUCGGACGAUGAGGUUGCCAGUCACGGGACGUCGGUAGAGAGCGUGGCGGAGCUGGCCGUACUCAAGGCCGAAUCCUGUUCCCGAGUUCCGAAAGAUCAAUACUGGGUGAAUCAGCGGCACUGGGAGUUGAAUCACCACGUCUCCCGAUGA